CUUGCGCUGCGCGCCGCGCCGGGGCGUUGCUGGGAAACAUCUGGCGACGCCUGCGACCCGCCAACAUGGCGGCGGCGCUGGCGUGGCUCGCGGCGGCCUGUCUCCUCUUCGCAGCCCAGGUGGCCUGUGAGUAUGGCAUGGUGCACGUGGUCUCUGAGACUGGCAGCCCCAAAGGCAAGGACUACUGCAUCCUCUACAACCCACAGUGGGCCCACCUGCCACAUGACCUCAGCAAAGCGUCUCUCCUGCAGCUGCGGGACUGGACGACCUCCAUGCUCUGCUCUCCAUCCGACCUGCCUGCCAAAGGCUUCACCAACCAGAUUCCGCUGGUGACUCGGGGGAACUGCACCUUCUACGACAAAGUGAGGCUGGCCCAGGGCAGCGGGGCCCACGGCCUGCUUAUUGUCAGCAAGGAGACCCUGGUUCCCCCGGGAGGCAACAAGACGCAAUAUGAGGAGAUUGGCAUUCCGGUGGCCCUGCUCAGCCACAAAGACAUGCUGGAUAUUUUCAAGAGUUUUGGCCGAGCGGUGAGGGCAGCGUUGUACGCCCCCCACGAGCCCAUGCUGGACUACAACAUGGUCAUCAUAUUCGUCAUGGCUGUUGGCACUGUCGCCCUCGGGGGCUACUGGGCUGGCAGCCGGGAUGUGAAAAAAAGGUACAUGAAACACAAGCGAGAUGACGGGCCUGAGAAGCAGGAGGACGAGGCUGUGGAUGUGACGCCCGUCAUGACCUGUGUCUUCGUGGUCAUGUGCUGCUCCAUGCUGGUGCUCCUGUACUACUUCUACGACCAUCUCGUCUACGUGAUCAUUGGGAUUUUCUGCCUGGCCUCCUCCACGGGCCUCUACAGCUGCCUGUCGCCAUUGGUCCAGAGGCUGCCAUUUGGCAAAUGCAGGGUCUGCAAUAACAGCCUGCCCUACUUCCACAAGUUCCCUCAGGUCCGCAUGCUGCUCCUGGCUCUGUUCUGUGUGGCUGUCAGUGUGGUGUGGGGAGUCUUCCGGAACGAGGACCAGUGGGCCUGGAUCCUUCAGGAUGCCCUGGGCAUUGCCUUCUGUCUCUACAUGCUAAAAACCAUCCGCCUCCCCACUUUCAAGGCCUGCACGCUGCUGCUGCUGGUGCUGUUCAUCUACGACGUCUUCUUCGUGUUCAUCACACCCUUCCUGACCAAGAGUGGGAACAGUAUCAUGGUAGAGGUGGCGACCGGGCCUGCGGACUCAGCCACACAUGAGAAGCUGCCCAUGGUCCUGAAGGUGCCCAGGCUGAACACCUCGCCACUGGCCCUGUGUGACCGGCCCUUCUCCCUUCUGGGUUUUGGGGACAUCCUGGUCCCAGGGUUGCUUGUGGCGUACUGCCACAGGUUUGACGUCCAGGUGCAGUCGUCCAGGGUCUACUUCGUGGCCUGUACCAUCGCCUAUGGCAUCGGCCUCCUGGUGACGUUCAUGGCCCUGGCCCUCAUGCAGCGCGGCCAGCCAGCCCUCCUCUACCUGGUGCCCUGCACGCUGAUCACCAGUGGAGCCCUGGCGCUGUGGCGCAGGGAGCUGGGCAUGUUCUGGACGGGCAGCGGCUUUGCGGUGAAUACCAGUUUGCUAUGACUGUCUGCGAGAAAUAAUAACCCAUAAGCCCUAACUAGAAUUAAAAAGGAUAUACCUCAGCCUCCUUGGGCGCCAGCCUCAGCUGAAGGCCCACAGCCUCUGAAGGACUCGGAAGUCGUGCUUUCCCAGCAGCCUCCUGGAGAAGCUCAGGCCAAGCCCACCCUGCCUGCAGAGCAGCCUCCAGAACUGGCUGAUCCCCAGAACAUGGCCAGUGUGUCUGUCCAGGAGCCUACAAGUCCUGCCAACUGCACUCUGGAGCCCACAGGCCUGCCAGGCGCCUCAGCCUAGAGGGGCCAGUGCAGCCUCAGCCUCUUGCUGUCCCCCGAAGACUGGACCUGCCAGCCCCACAACUUGGUGCUCUGGUCUGGCCGAUGCUCACGUUUCCUCUGCCUCUUCGAGCCCAGCCGCACCUGGCCCCUGGCCCUGCUCCCAGCUCAUGUGGCUGCCGCACACCCCUCGGACCUCCGAGGUCCCUGUCCAACAAGCCCAGCCCCAUAGUCUUUCUAGUCAGAGUCUCUUGGUGGAACCUCAGAAAGGGCAGGAAGUGUCACCUGCACCUGCCGAAGGCUGCAGAUCUGCCAUACCUGGUGCUCACACCGCGCUGCUGCUUCCCCUGAAGACGCCCUGCUUUGCCCUGCUUGGGGGGAACGGCCCACCCAAGGGCCACAUCUCUGCGGCCCAGCUGGUCCUAAUGCUGAGAGCCCAGGCCCAGGGGUGUGGACUCAGGCCCUCAGCCCAGCUGGCGUGGGGUCUGGACCCACCUCUGGGUUGGUGGGGAGCUGGGCUAAGAGCUGCCAGCAAGGCUGACAGUAAGUGCACGGGGGCUCUCGGGCUGAGCCCUGACCCUCGUCCCUCCAUCAGCCUGGGUGGUGCCUGGAGCCUGUGCUUCAUCCAGCCCCUCCAUGUCUUAAUAAACAGCCACUACUUUCUGAAAUUCCAGUGGUGUCGCCUCUCUUGGACUGCCCUUCCUGGAGGCAGGAUGGGCGCCAGGCCUGGUGGCCGGGCCCUUGGGGUCCACAGGACUGGCACCCCGGAGCCUGCAGUAACCAGUUCUGCCCUUUGUGUCGGCUGCACUGCCUCUCAGCAGAGGGCCGGGGCUUCCCUUUCCACAUCUCGGGCACCUGCACGUUCUCGACACCAUCCCGGCACACGCAACUCGCCAGCCUCUGCUGCAGCGUGAGCAAGGCGAGCACACUGCAAGGAGCUUCUGGAACGUGGGAGAAUAUUCUGGACCUGGCAUUUUUGUUUUCUACCUCUGAACUUGGCGACAGAUGCCAUGGGACGGUUGGCCCGGCAACGCCGUGCCCCGGUUCCCUCCCUCCACCACCGUGCUGCAUGCAUCACCGCCACUCCGAAGCCAGUGGGCUUCAGCUCAGCGGGACUGUCCGUGGCCCUGGGGCCCGCUCCUCCCUGUCCACACACACCACCUCCAGACUCACGCUCAGAUGUUUCCAUUGGCGUGACGGGAAAGCACGGACCCUCCAACUGCGUGGCCUCACUCCUCUCUGCUGUAGACCGUGGGCCUGGGGCCGGGCCAGGAUCCACUCCGCAAAACCAGCACCAGACAGACUCACGGGCCGUCUCUGUUAGCCACACUUCUCCUGGGAGAAGUUUUAUUCCAAAACAAAAGUCUUCCACUUGUUUCCGUGUGUUUCCCCUGGGAGGGAGAGCAGCUGGACCUGUGGCCCCACGGGAGCUCCUGGACGUGGGGGCGGGGACCUGUGUGUCGCCACUGGGCGGCCUGGGCAAAGGACCCACGUGGCCCCUGUCUGCCCCUCAGCCUGCGCCUUAAUCUAAGCCAUUUUGUAUAUCGGUGUCAAAGAUGGGGAUCUUUUCUGUUCCAGAAAUUAGACAAAUGUCACAGAAUUUGAAGGCAAUGUUCCUACAGUUUUCGUUUGCAGUUUUGGCCUUGCUUCUGUUCGAACCUUAUAAUUAAACAGCUUUUGUUAUGUA
Molecule: messenger RNA, 3542 nt
Organism: Phyllostomus discolor (pale spear-nosed bat)
Lineage: Eukaryota; Metazoa; Chordata; Mammalia; Chiroptera; Phyllostomidae
Gene: SPPL2B
Product: signal peptide peptidase like 2B
Exons: 15
Coding region: 66-1589 (507 amino acids)
Biological process (GO): membrane protein proteolysis
Cellular component (GO): lysosomal membrane; Golgi-associated vesicle membrane; cytoplasmic side of endoplasmic reticulum membrane
Molecular function (GO): aspartic endopeptidase activity, intramembrane cleaving
Source: RefSeq, a predicted model, not a curated record